GGAGGGGUGCAUCAGUCACUCAUAAGUAGAAUCAUCCAAGUGAGUCAGUCACUCCCUAUCCAUCUCCAUUGUGAAUCCACCUAGGCACAUUAUUGCUGUUCGUGUCUCCGUUCACCAUGUUGCUCGGCCUCUGCCUUGUCCUGUUAUACGCAUCCUGCUGUCAUGCCGCAUUGCUGGGAUCUCACAAGGUCGACCGUGCCAAUCGUGGCAUUCCCGAGGUCCUCAAGGCUCGCAGUCCUCAAGGAAGACCAAGAGGAGGCAGCAACUCAGCACCCGGCCAUGAUCUUUGGCCAAAUCAACCUCCUGCUUCCAAAUAUCUGCGGUCGACCUCGAUUGUCGCGCAAAGUAAGCCCUCAAGCACCGGUCAUAUGAUCAUCCGGCCUUCUACACCACCUAAGUCGUGGAAUGGAGACAGCAUGCAAGCACUCAUUCCAUCUAUGGACACUGAGCAUUGGUACUCGUCCGAUCAUCAGUACGGUGCUAUGAAAGCUCGCCUGGCUCUCAACCACCAUUACCUCACUAUUGCACUUGAUCACUCGGCCUUUGUCGACAAUGUCGUCUGCUCCGACAACUCGACUAUCACUGGGUCUUUUACCGGUAGUGAUGCUUUCACGCUAGCUGAACAGCACUGGACGGGCGAUGACGAUCUUGUGUUUAUCACCAGUGCGCCGACUUGCUCGUCUGAUGGCCAAAACGCGUUUUUCUUGGCAUCAAGCGCCUCGUUCAAUGCUGCCGGCCAGUCUUUCCGUAUCAUGGCUCAAAAGAAGUCUUUCCAAGAUGUCUGCGCUGAAAUGCACCUCGACUUCGGAUACGAAGAGCCAGGUACUUCUACCAGCUACGCUGCAUCAACACCGUCCGCUGCCGCAGCGACGUCUUUGUAUGCGACCUCAACCACAAGCACUGGACUGUCCGCACCGACUACGAGUGCAUCUCUAUCGGAGACCACCAGUUCGCCAUCUUCAUCUGUCGGCAGUACGCCAACUUCGACGAACAGCAACGUACCGUCUUCGGCAGCAGCUAGCUCGUACUCGACGUUAGGAAGUUCCGUGCCAUCCUCAACGACCGCAUCCGCACCGGUGUCAAUCGCGACUACCGGGCCUGCGUUCUCGUCCGGCACUGAAGCCGCGACAUCACAAGGUACUUUGACAGGGCUUGGCGGCACAUUAACGGUGGCAUCAGGAAGUGAUCAGAACGCAAGCGCGACUGCUAUUGACAGUGCUCCUCCUGAAGCUACGAUCGAUGGCCUGCCGGCCAUAGCACCUGGACCUGACUUUGAUCAGAGACUGGAUGAUUUGCUUGGCUACUACUCCCAAGACGUAUACGAUGAGAACACUGUCCUUGCCGAAGCCUCUGGACUUGGUAUUUCUGCCCGAGAUCUCGCUAAGCGUGGAUUCUUCGAUUUCAUCUCCAACGUCGUCAGCAAUGUUGUCGACAACUUAAAGCAAGUGGUUUCGAACGUUGUCAGUGACAUUCAAACGUUCGUCACGGUCGCUACAGACGCUGUCCAAGUCGCUUACAAUACUGCCGUCGCUCUUGUCCAGGUCAUUGCCACGGGCCAAUACAGCGCCGAGAUCGACCACAGUUUUUCUAGCGCGCCUGACGGGGAAGGCGACUGCGACUUCGGUUCGAACUGCUACCUGCUAUAUAGCACUAUCGGAGCGACCGGAGACGAGGGCUUCGAUUUGUACUGCGUCUCGUGCUCAGCGAGUGGCGACAUAAAGCUUGUCGGCACGAUUGCAGCGACCCUUUCGAGUGGCGUUACUCAGGCAAGCUUCUCAGCCACCGGUGAUCUGGAUGUUGAGCUUUUUCUGGGCCUGGACGCGUUCGCUACCUAUGACUAUUCGCAGGAGCGAGACCUGAAGGUCGUAUCUUUGGGCGGUUGGAAAAUUCCUGGAAUUGUCGCUCUAGCUCCCGAGGCCGUGCUGUCGUCGUUAAUUGCAGUCCAUAUCGCAGCGUCUGGGAGAAUCUACUCCGGUGCUUCUCUAACGUGGCCCAACAUCGUUGCAAGCGUCGACUUGGUGAACACGCAGAACUCGCAGUUCACCGGCUUCACGCCCAACGUCAGUCCUGUCUUUCAAGCCAGCGGACAGAUUGAGGUCGACGUGACUCUUGCACUUCCUGUCACGCUGAGCUUCGCGCUUGAAAUACUCCCUGGAUCGAACUAUCAGAAAAUCUACAGUGUGAACCUUACGGAUACGCCGGCAGUCGCAGCUAGCGCUCUGUACGACUCUACAGCUAGCGAUGGCUGCAGCGGAGUCGCGUACGACGUGGCCUUCCAAAACAAUCUCGAGGUUGACACCUCUUUGUUCGGCGUCUAUCAACUCAGCAACUACAACCAAGAUCUCGGACAAGGUUGCUACACCAUUGGGGCCAAGGAGCGACGCACGAUCGGUCAGCGACAGAACGAUGAAGACGCCGAUGUUAACGGCACAGCGGCCUAUCCAGUUGUUGCGGCCACUGUCGGAGAUCCAAGCGGUCAGGUGACGAUGCAUCCGCACUAUAACGGCAACUUGUUCCUCGCUCAACAAGGCCAAGCGAGCAACCUCACUCUCGUCACUGGCGACACGCAAAUGAUGGUUAUGUCGCCUUCCGACCAACUCAACAUCGUAUACGGAGACAGCGCCGGCCGUAUUAUGCACUACUACCCCGACACGCUGGCAAGUCUCGGUGUCUCACGUCUCCGCUUGGCUACUUGGGACAACUUGCCGCACGGCUCACGCAUCGUGACGUUGGCGCCAGUUGUGAUCAAUGGCACUGAGUUCCUGACAGGCGUGGACGCGCAAGGGCAGCAGUCGUGGCUGAUGUGUUGCGGCAUUGAUGACCAGCCAAAUAGGAUGUUCCUAGCGAGCGAUUGGCAAGCUGCCCCAGCGAUCUUGCAGAGUCCGGGGAUGCAAUAUAUUGUCACCGGCGGUGUGGCGACGGAUUGUAUUCCGUUGGCAUUCACGGCUACAUCGUGAUCAAUUUAAGAGACGAUUAGAAGCGUGUACUCAGAUUGGAAUAUCAAACAAGUUGGAGAUCCAGUCUAUACCUACCUAUGUAUAGCUGAUAAUGCGUUGACUAGCUCUAUCGGCUUAUGCUGUGGUUAAAAUGCUCCUUAAUGAUACUGAUUAGCUAGCUAUCAGUACUCUAGCUAUAGUGUACUCGGGUGCAUAACAGAGUGUAUGUGUAUAUAGCUAACGUUGCUUUCCCCAUUUACGCC
This is a messenger RNA of Baudoinia panamericana UAMH 10762, 3199 nucleotides long. RefSeq lists its product as uncharacterized. The record is from RefSeq and is a predicted model, not a curated record. The transcript has 4 exons. The coding region runs from base 117 to 2957 and encodes 946 amino acids. Lineage: Eukaryota; Fungi; Ascomycota; Dothideomycetes; Mycosphaerellales; Teratosphaeriaceae.